This is a messenger RNA of Cololabis saira (Pacific saury), 2017 nucleotides long. RefSeq names its product RAP2C, member of RAS oncogene family (gene rap2c). Gene Ontology annotation, biological process: Rap protein signal transduction; negative regulation of cell migration. Gene Ontology annotation, cellular component: plasma membrane. Gene Ontology annotation, molecular function: GDP binding; GTPase activity; GTP binding. The transcript is spliced from 4 exons. The coding region runs from base 427 to 978 and encodes 183 amino acids. NCBI's taxonomy places the organism in Eukaryota, Metazoa, Chordata, Actinopteri, Beloniformes, Belonidae. The record is from RefSeq and is a predicted model, not a curated record.
CUCGCUCUGGCUAGCGGAAACAAACUCUUAGCUCCCAGUAGGUGGGCGAAAACCCGCUUCCUUUCUGCUCUCAAACCUCCCUAAACAGCCCGCCCGGCACAUACACGAGCAGAGGAACCUACAGCCGCGGGUAAUGGACACCUGGGCGGUGGGAGCGAACCAGCGCCGAUAGCACGGGAGGCUGCCGCGGCUCCGGGCUCGCAGCUCUGGGAUGGCGCAGGCGCAGUUGAGCCCGACGAGACCCGCUAAAGGAGCCACAAAAUGAGUGUUAUAUCUGGAUCUGCGUGAGCGAGCACGGCUGGUUUAGGGUUUUAACUCCGCUCGUCAGCUUUUAUCGGUUUCCAAAGGGCUCCUGGAUGCUGAUGGGGGGAGUAUAGCGGCGAGGCCUGGUCGUUAGCUGCUGUAGUUGGCCGGUCCACCGCCCCGAUGAAGGAGUACAAAGUGGUCGUGCUGGGCAGCGGCGGCGUCGGCAAGUCCGCGCUCACCGUGCAGUUCGUGACCGGCACCUUCAUCGAGAAGUACGACCCCACCAUCGAGGACUUCUACCGCAAGGAGAUCGAGGUGGACUCGUCCCCGUCCGUGCUGGAGAUCCUGGACACGGCGGGGACGGAGCAGUUCGCCUCCAUGCGGGACCUGUACAUCAAGAACGGGCAAGGCUUCAUCCUGGUGUACAGCCUGGUCAACCAGCAGAGCUUCCAGGACAUCAGACCAAUGCGAGACCAAAUAGUGAGGGUGAAGAGGUUCGAGAAGGUGCCAUUGAUCCUGGUUGGCAACAAAGUGGACCUGGAGUCUGAGCGCGAGGUCUCAGGAUCAGACGGGCGAGCUCUGGCUCAAGAGUGGGGCUGCCCUUUUAUUGAAACCUCGGCCAAGAGCAAGACUAUGGUGGAUGAGCUGUUUGCAGAGAUAGUCCGACAGAUGAAUUACUCCACACUGCCGGAGAAGCAGGAACAGUGCUGCACAGCCUGUGUGGUACAGUGAACAAAGAGACUUCAUUUGUCCGGAUCACCACUAACAUUUUAUUGAACCUGGGGACAAUCUGGCUUUCAACGUGUCUGAAAAAAAACUUAUCGCAUCAGGUAAUGUUUCUGACUGUCACAGGCAAACUGACAGGAAAGGCAUCUGUCCUAUUUUUGAUAUCAUAACUGUUCGAAGAUGCUUCUGCUGCAACCUCAACGGCCUUUGCGAUGAGCCAGGAAGCAAACAGACAGAGACUUUUGAAGAGCAGCCAUCUGUGAAUUUCUGUCUUUUAUUUUUUCUCCUUAUAGAUGGAAGUAUCUGAAAUACAAAGCAAGAGUGUUUGUGAGGUUGCAGCUUCUUUUUAAAGCUGCUUUAAUUAAUAUUCUUUAUUAUUACUUGUAUUAUGGCUCAUAUUUGGAAUUUGAUAUAGUAUUUCAUAAUUUUGAAACAUUUUGACUAAAGCAUGCAUAGCCAAACUAGUGUGCUGCUCGGGUGUACUGCUCACCUUAUUUUUAAAUCUUGUCAUAAGUAGUUGUUCUAACUGCCACAAACAACAAGACUUUAUUUUAUUUUUUUGUCUGUUUUCUUCAAAGUUUCUGGACAUUUAAAACCUGGUGUACGGCUGUGGAUUAAACUUGUUACAAUUACGUCAUAGUAGGGUAAUUGAAUUUUUUUAAUUAACUCAGUAACCUGAAGCAGCUCAACUCAUCUGAAAGCAUGCUCCAAAGUGAAAAUGUUCAAACACCUAAAUCAACUUGAAGUGACAAGGAAUGAGCCAUUUAUCUGUUUUAAAUUCUUUUUUUUUUUUUUUUUUUUAAUUUCUUCGCCUGAAUUCUGUCAUCGUCUCUAAAAGGGACGAUUCAUCUGGACGCAGGUCUUCCAUUUUCAGUUUUAUUAAGGAGUCUGUGUAGAUUUUGGAACGACCAAAGUAAGCUAACACUCCAUAUUUGUGUUGGAUGGUGUAGUGUGUGUGUUGCUUUAAAUUCAGGAGACGCUUCUUGUUAUUAAGUAACUCAAGUUGCAAUGUGGUUUGAUAAAAGUUCUGGCACAAUUAAUCAGA